CAUCCCCCCGACUGGCAAUGUCCGCGUAAACUGUCGAACAUUCCUUUGUUAUUUAAUCAAAUUAUCGCACCCCCGAUGGUCCACCCCACAUUCUCGGCCUAGACAGCCCACGUGAGAUGUUCCAGCCUAUUAAAAUAACCAAUCUCGAGGUAAAUAAGCCCGUAGAGGUGACAACACCUGCCUUUGUCUGAUAAAAUAUACAAUUCAUCAAGUAUGGCGGACACCAAUGGGACAUGACUCGAUGAAAAAUGAAGGAAUAAGCAAGUCGUCGUCGACUACUGAAUCACCAGAUUAUUUUCAUCAGUCUUCGGUGGUUGACACGACCUGUCGUCAGUCUAUCAGUGAUUCUCAAGGGUUCAGUCGGGUUUUCAAGAGGUUGCACGAUGAACUCGAUAAUUGCGAGGAAGCUGAUGAGUGGGGAGCAACUGCUGGAUGAGAUUUUCAGUCGAGAUGAGGAGGAUGAUGUCACCAUGGAGUCCUCCACUGAGAGCCUGGGCCUGGAGUUUCAGCUGACGAAUAAGUACAAUAAACUGCUGCCUUAUGCUGACGAACUCAACAAGGAGGCCAUGUGCCUCCUGGCUGAGAUCAAGGGACAGCUGGGGAGGGCUGUCGCCCUGAGGAAGCUGCAGCCAGACUGCGCCUUUGCUACGUUGAAGCUCCAAUGGUAUAUGAAACUCUACAGUCUGAGAUUUACAAAGGAAGACCACAUAAUCUUCAUCAAAUUGAUGUACGAAUUGCUAAUAAUACCUGACUUGGAGCCAUCACUGCUGAAUAUGUUUGGAUCGACGCUGAUUGUCCUCCUGAGAAAGACAAAGCUGCUGACCCCGAGUGAUUUGGAACUACCCUGGAGGCCUCUGUACGACCUGAAGAAGAGACUCAUGGAAGUCAGCAUAUCGUCAGCAGACAUAUGCCGUUUUCCCCCGAGACUUCCCAAAGUUAUUCAGAAUGUCAUAAACGCAGCCAAAGUUUAUUUUCCUGUCUCAGCAACCCAAGAAAUCCUGGACGAGCUCCGUCCGUACAUCUGCCCAAUGGACCCCUCCACGAUGCCCAAAACGAUGGACCACUUCGAAAACUUGCUGCCCCUCCAACUGCCCCCCAAUCUCCACCCGUCAGGUUUCCACCUGUGGUUCGACGAGCUGAUGACCCUCUGGGAGACAUCCCACAACGCAGCGACCUGGCAGCACUCGAUCAUGUGGCUGCUGGCGAAGCUGGCCCACAGGAACAUCGGCUACAUCGACUGGACGCCCCACAUCCCCCUGAUGUUCACCCGUUUCAUCCGUUGCCUGAACCUCCCAGUCUACUACAAGCAGACUCAGGGUGGGAAAUUCCACAAGAUUGAGACCCAGUCGAUGGCCCUGUGGAUCGUCUCGAUCCUGGGGAACGACUCCCCAGGGCAAUUUCACCUCGAGAAGUUCCUGAAGACAGUGGAGACGUACUUCUACCAGGCGAACAUCGGCCCCUGGGUGGACAAGCUGAAGGAUCUCCUGAGCAAGCUGGCAACCCAGUUCGUGUAUCGUCUCAACGCCGAGAGGUACCCCAGGGUCUCCUGGGAGACGCCCAUCCCAGAGUCCCACAAGCUCACUGACGCUGAUGUGGACGCCUUCGUGACAAGCAUGGUGCCAGUGGCGAUGACAGCAAUGUUCGGACAGUCCAGCAUCAACGCAACGUCGACAGUCUUCCGCCAGCUCGCCACCAUCCGUCCGAAUCUGGUGAUCCCCCACGUCAUCGAGAGGAUGUUCGCCACUCUGGACUCAUUGACGGAACCCCACAAGCUGACAGCCUCGAUGGCAGCUGUCACUGCUGUCGCCAGACCCUUGAUCCAGGGGAAGAGGAAUGUUAACACUGGGUACACCUACAACGAAGGCCCCUCCAGGGUCAUUCCCCUGCUGAUGUCCUCUCUUCCUGGGAUUGAUGGCAAUGACUUGGUCAAGUCCUUCGCGACCUUCAGGUUGAUCUCAGUCUACACAACGAUGGUCCCCGUGACCGACUCCUCCCGAGCGUCCGGCGACCUCGAGGACGACGACAGACAGAUCUGCGAGGAGACAGCGCAGUUCGAGGACUUCAUGCUGCAGUUCUUCGAGAGAAUUUUCUCCCUGAUCGAGUCAAGCACCCUGGAGUACGUGUCCCACGAGAACCAGGAGAACAAUGGAAAGAGCAAGGUCGAGUCGAUGGUGGAGCUGGCCCUGGGCUCAGUCUGCAUGAGGCUGUUGCUGAGGACCAGCAACGACAUCUACCAAUCGGUUCUCCACAAGCUCCGGAUAUUCGUGACUGAGCGAGUGUUCGAGACGAGGGUCUCAGGGCCCCUAGCAGCCUCCCUGUGCCGGAGCUUCUCCAAAGUGAACGGUCGCGAGACCCUGAAAGCCCUUCUCCCAGGGCUGGCAGAGACUAUUCUCGAGUUCGUGGAGGAGGGAGAGGUUGCCAAGGAGGAGAACCUCGACGACAGGCUCCUCUACGCUCUUCUCCUCGUCGCGAAUAUCGUGGACACCAGGGGCACCGACCUCCUCCCCCACAUGGAGACCCUCAUGGAGAUUCUGGACAAGACACUUCACCUCAAGUCCAGGGAGGGAUCGAAACUGGCCAGCAGGAUCCUGAGGACCCUCUUGGGGUCCCUAUCCAACAUGAGCGUUUGCUGCAAUUUCAUGUACAAUGGGAAGGACUUUAACGACCCUCAUUACCCCUACGUCCUGGACUGGGGGCAGGGCGCUGACAUCGACGAGAUGGAGCUGCACUGGUAUGUCCCUGGGGAGGAGGAGAUCGCGAUGAUCCAGAAGAUCUUCAACAGGUACAUGCCAAUGGAGAUUGCGAAGAUCAAGGAGUACGUGGCCACUGGGAAUUCCAUCAGCAGGCAGGAGCUGCUGACGAGCCUCAAUAUCAUUGCUCGGAUUAUCGAUGGCUGCAUCGCGUUUCUCCCUGUUCCUGAGGACGACUCCAAGUGCAUCGAGCACGAGAUAACCUUGAUCGUCGGUAUCAAAGGAGAAGUGACAAUGCCAGACGGUGGAAACGUUCGCGAAGAGAUGGUGAAGGUGCUCUCAGAGCUCCAGGAGAUGAUGCUGAAGUCCUCGGAGGACGACACAAAGAGCCUGAAAGUCCUCCCCACGAUCUGGAGUGUCUUGCUCCUAGGAAAAUAUCGUCACGUCGACGUUCACAAGCGGCACUCAGCAGCGAUGCGUCUCUUCAAAGUGGACCUCCGAGACGACCUGAUAAAAAAGAAGAAGCACCUGGACGAAUACAUCCUCGAGAGGGCUGAGCUGCAGCACGAGAUGAGGGUUUACUCCAGCUUCUACAGUCUCAGGGCCUUCCACAAGGACAUAAUGCUCCAGUUAUUCAACCUGGCGACAAGUACCUACGCCGACGUGAGGACGAGUCCCCAGGAGACGCUGUUCAUGGCGUUCACGUACUUCCCGUACUCCUACAAAUUCUUCAUGCCUCACCUGGUGGAGAUGCUGGGAAGGGACCCUGAGGAGCACCACGAGGCACACAAGGGGCUUCUGUACCUCCUCCUGGGUCCGAGGAGCAGUGCCCUGGUGGCCACGAGGGACUGGGGCUUCCUGCGUAACCUGUGGCCAGCGCUGGUGACCUCAAAACCCUCAGAGAAGAUGUCAGUCAUCAGACUGAAGAACAGCAUCACCGACACCGUCUACAGGGGCUUCCACAACGUCGCCAUAAAGCUGAACGUCCCCGAGAGUUGCGUGGAGAUCGCCGUUGAGUUGUGGGACAGCUCCCCCAGGCCAUCAGUCCCCCAACCUGAAGAUGAGGAGAUCCAGGUGGGGCUCGAGGAGAUGAGGCAGCUGGAAAGAGAGAACAUCGACAACUACGAGGGUCUGGUGGAGGCAAUCGUCAGUGCGAUCGAGGAUAACUGCCACUGGAGGCAGAGGGCCAUGGGGAUGAAGCUGCUGAGGGAACUGGCGCAUCCCGAGAGGGACUACCCCCCCAGGGUCAUCAACUAUUUCCUAAACGCUCUUUUACACGAUUCCCUGGAGGAGAGGAAGAUCGCCAUUCCCACAGUGGUGACGAUCCUGCGGCAAUUGAAGAGGGAACACAAGAAAAUUUUGAUAGAGAGCCCAAGGUGUCCCCCCAGUGCGCCCCUGGGCAUCAGAUCGGACAACCUGUUCCUCCAGUACAACCACUCGACUCGUCCUCUAUCGAAGGAGCAGUGGAACGAGAGCAGAUACGUGCACGAGCCCUACAUAGGCUUCUACACGUGGCCCAAACAGCUAGAAGUCUACGCCCCGUCUGGUGAGCAGCCCCCACUGGGUCCAGAGCGUGAGCUCAGCCCCUCGGAGCACCUCGUGGAGGCCUUCGUCAUGGACCCCAGCCACAUCUCCAAGCUCAUUAACUUCAACAGCUUGGAGGAGCGAAAGGGAAGGGACAAAUUCAAUGAAUUCAGAUUUCAACUUUACAAGGGACUCUUCAGGAAUCACGGGGUGCAGCUCGUGGACCUCUUCCUCCCUCACUUGUCGAGCCUAGUCACCCAGAAGCAGGAGAGCAGUCAGCUGUGCGCAGCUGAGGUGAUCGCAGGGAUGAUCAGGGGCUCCAAGCACUGGGACUUCGAUAUGAUCGUUGAGAUGUGGGAGAAAGUCCUUCCAGUAAUCAGGAUUGCCCUGGAGAACGUCACGACGGAGACGGUUAGGGACUGGGGCGUCUGUUUUGGCCAGUCGUUGAGGCGAAGGGAUCCUAACAGGCAUCAUUGGCUCCUGGAGUGCCUGAUGGAGGAGCCAGCCCAGGCGAAUGCCACAGCCUCAUUUCUCGAGUGCCAGAGGCUUUUCAUCGUUCAUUCGGCCCUCAUCAACCAGACCUGGAGGGUCUCCGAGCUCUGCGUGAGACUCCUGGAGAGGGUCGAGAGGCGACUGCUUGCUGAUCCCUUCCAGAACGUCAGGGACAGCCUGGGAAGCCUCCUGACCCUGAUUUUCUCAGCUGACUACGAGGAGAGGAGCCCAGACGCCGAGAGGAUGAGGCCCAGGGCGAGGGAUCUCAUGGGCAGGGUCCUCCCACAACUCGUCGAGCUGUCGGACGUCGAUUCCACUGAUCUCGAGGACAGGAAGACAGAGAUCAGCCUCUUGAAGACCAUCUGCAAGUGGAUCGUCAAUCACGCCUUCACCAGCGAUCGAGGGACUCUUCCGGACUCGACGAAACUCCUGACGGUUUUGUGUCAGCUUGAGAAUUGCGAAGGGGAUGACGAGCUCAGGGCCACCUGCAGGAGGGCUCUGGCAUCUCUCGCUCAGACGCAGGCACUUCCUGGGGUCAUGGAGGAGGUCCUCGGGGACGUCGAGAGCGUGUUCGGGGAGAGCUCGUGGUCCGCCAAGAACUCGUGCUUGAGCUUUCUCGAGGUCUUCGUUUUUUAUAAUAUGGGGGUGAUCCUGAGCUGCGGGGAGUGGGUGGGCAGGGUGCAGGGGGUGGUCUUGAGGAUGCUGGAGGACGAGAGGGUUGAGGUGAGGGAGAAGGCUGGGCAGGUCCUCUGUGGACUGCUGCACUGCACCUUUGUCCCUGACCCUGAGGCACUGCUGGAGGAGUUUAAGUUAAAGUCAAAGAUCAAGAUAAAGAAGCCUGACGAUUUGAGAUUGAGACACGCUGGUGUUCUUGGAUUGUGUGCAUUCGUACGAGCACAGCCUUAUCACGUACCGAAAUAUGUGCCUUCUAUCUUUGAGUACCUCAAUCUUCGUCUCAACGAUCCACAGCCCAUUCCGACGACAAUAAGAAAGACACUGGGCGACUUCAAGAGGACCCACUACGACGGAUGGGCGUCACAUGCUCAAUCAUUCACGGAAGAGCAGUUGGGUAUACUUCAAGAUCUGACUGUCCCUCCUUCUUACUACGCGUAAUGGUGAUUCAUUUUGUAUAUUUGAUUCCAUUGUACAAGUUAUUGAUAAUAAAUACUUAAUUUUCUUUAGUUCAAA
This is a messenger RNA of Diachasma alloeum, 5894 nucleotides long. Its product is annotated as proteasome activator complex subunit 4. The record is from RefSeq and is a predicted model, not a curated record. Gene Ontology annotation, biological process: proteasomal ubiquitin-independent protein catabolic process. The transcript has 8 exons. Lineage: Eukaryota; Metazoa; Arthropoda; Insecta; Hymenoptera; Braconidae. Gene Ontology annotation, cellular component: cytosol; nucleus. Bases 384 to 5819 code for a protein of 1811 amino acids. Gene Ontology annotation, molecular function: peptidase activator activity; proteasome binding.